Molecule: messenger RNA, 2578 nt
Organism: Physeter macrocephalus (sperm whale)
Lineage: Eukaryota; Metazoa; Chordata; Mammalia; Artiodactyla; Physeteridae
Gene: TNK2
Product: tyrosine kinase non receptor 2
Exons: 9
Coding region: 1444-2430 (328 amino acids)
Biological process (GO): protein phosphorylation
Molecular function (GO): ATP binding; protein tyrosine kinase activity
Source: RefSeq, a predicted model, not a curated record
GGCAAGGGGUGGAUCCUGGAAGGGCCUUGUAUUUGGUUCAGUGACGAAUUACAGAAGGAUGUAAGCAGGAGAGGAACUUCGGAUCUGUGUUCAGAUGACAGUAUAACAAUAGGGAGCUAUGUGCCAGAUGCUGUGCUAAGUGUGCCAUUCAUGAUCUCAUUGAGUUUGCACUUUAUGAAGGACGUACUGUUUAUUCCCAUUUGCAGAUAAGGAAAUUGAGGCUUAGAGGUUAAGGCAUUUGCCCAGAAGUCGUCUGACUAGAGAGUGAUACAGCCAAGAUUUCAGCCCAGGUCUGUCUGACUCUUGUCCCAAAGGUAUUGAUGGGAGGAGUAAUGAGGAGACAGAAACAACAAGAUUUUGUGGCCUGCCCAGUGGGGAAAGAAGGGAGUUAUGGUUGGGGAGUCAGGGGUGAGGUGUCUAGCCCAGGUGGCUGGUGUUGGCUUGUGAUGUUUUCAGUCAGGAUAUAAGAGCACACAUAAGCUAGGAUUAAAGCGGGGGUUGAUGAGCUCAAUUUGGACAUGUAGAAUUUAUGGUACCUUUGCAUCCUCCUGGUGGAGCUGGCUGUAAAUGUCUAGAAGCAUGGGUGUAGAGCUUCUAGAGCUCAGGAAUGGAGACAGACAGCACAUGGUGCUAAUUGGAGCCCUGGGAAGAGAGGAGGUGACCCCCAGGGAGGGAAGAGAAGGAAGGGCGAGUUCCAAAGUCUUAGGAAAUAUCCACAGUUAAGGAGAAGGGUGAAGAGCCCUCAGGGUUAGACUCAGGGCCUGUGGGCUCAGCACUGUUGGCCAAUACGCCUCAGCCUUGACUGUCCUCAGGGCCUCAGCUGCCAAGCUCCCCUGGAAGGGAGUGGGCCACUGUGGCCUGGAGAUGGAGAGGGUGUGGACAGCCAUGGUAUGUGUCUGAAUCACCCCCUUCUCUCCCUUGGCCCGUGGCCAGCCUCCUCCUCAGACCAGUGUGAUUUCAGACCUGGGAUGACCUGAAGGUGUGGGGUUACCUGGUACAGUUCCCUCUGGGAUGAAGUCCCAAGGGGAACCAGCCUGGCCUUGGUCCAGAAGCUUGGGCGCUGCACACAGAGGGGGCCUGGAGAAGAGGGAGGGCAGAGAUGGGAGAGAGCUGGCCUGGCAUAUAUUCCUGAGAAUACGCCUCCUGAGUGUUCCUGCAGCUGCUCCCAAAACCAGUUUCUGCCAUAGCUGCAGUAAGAUGCAGAGGAGCUUCUGCCUAGAAUAAACACCCUGCCUGGCAGGGUCAUCCCCUUUGCCAACGUGCUUCUGCUGGAGAAGGAGCUUUUGAAGAGAGCGAGCCUUAUGGGAACUCACCUAGUGCCCACCCGGGGUCUCCUUCCUCAGUCUUGAGAACCUGAAAUUCAGGAGCUGAGACCACUGCCCACCGCUCCCCUCCUCGGGCCAGAGCCCCGGUGACCUGGUCAGGGGGUCCAGCUCCGUGGAGAUGCCAGCAGCUCGUCGGUUCCCUGGCCUAGAGCUCUCCUUCCCUCUUCUGGCCAGACUCCGGCGGAGACUCUACACAAGGCUGGGGAGCGGCAGCAUGCAGCCGGAGGAGGGCACAGGCUGGCUGCUGGAGCUGCUGUCCGAGGUGCAGCUGCAGCAGUAUUUCCUGCGGCUCCGUGACGACCUCAACGUUACCCGCCUGUCCCACUUUGAGUAUGUCAAGAAUGAGGACCUGGAGAAGAUUGGCAUGGGCCGGCCUGGCCAGCGGCGGCUGUGGGAGGCUGUGAAGAGGAGAAAGACCGUGUGCAAACGCAAGUCCUGGAUGAGCAAGGUGUUCAGUGGAAAGCGGCUGGAGGCUGAGUUCCCCCCUCAUCACUCUCAGAGCACCUUCCGGAAGACCUCACCCACCCCCGGAGGCCCAGCAGCGGAGGGGUCCCUGCAGAGCCUCACCUGCCUCAUUGGGGAGAAGGACCUGCAUCUCUUUGAGAAGCUGGGAGAUGGCUCCUUUGGCGUGGUGCGCAGGGGCGAGUGGGACGCCCCCUCGGGGAAGACGGUGAGUGUGGCUGUGAAGUGCCUGAAGCCUGAUGUGCUGAGCCAGCCAGAGGCCAUGGACGACUUCAUCCGGGAGGUCAAUGCCAUGCACUCGCUUGACCACCGAAACCUUAUUCGCCUCUACGGCGUGGUGCUCACGCCGCCCAUGAAGAUGGUGACAGAACUGGCACCUCUGGGAUCGUUGUUGGACCGGCUGCGCAAGCACCAGGGCCACUUCCUCCUGGGUACCCUGAGCCGCUACGCUGUGCAGGUGGCUGAGGGCAUGGGCUACCUGGAGUCCAAGCGCUUUAUUCACCGUGACCUGGCCGCCCGCAAUCUGCUGUUGGCCACCCGUGACCUGGUCAAGAUCGGGGACUUUGGGCUGAUGCGAGCACUGCCCCAGAAUGACGACCACUACGUCAUGCAGGAGCAUCGCAAGGUGCCCUUUGCCUGGUGAGGGGCAGGCGCUGCCGGCUCACGGGGCCUGGACCCCCUCCCGCCCCGCCCUGGUCCCUACACACCUAGGCCUCAGAGCUUCCAGGGCCUUCCAUACACCCACCAGCCCUUGUUUCUUCUGGGCCCGGGGUGCCCUUGUUGUGUGCCCA